This is a messenger RNA of Mycena citricolor, 1182 nucleotides long. The record is from the annotation of a GenBank genome assembly. Lineage: Eukaryota; Fungi; Basidiomycota; Agaricomycetes; Agaricales; Mycenaceae.
AUGCCCCGGAACGCCGGAGCAUCCACGAGCCAGGCGGGGUAUUACUACCCCGAGAUGCCGAUGCAAUCCUACGGCGGAAACGAUUACCAAUACCACAACCCACCAGUCCAACAAACUCAGCAGCAAGUCUAUUACGAUCCCAAUAAUCAGGGCUAUUAUUAUCCAAAUGGGACAUACUACGGCUCCGCAUACCAGGAGAUGUCGCAGCGCAUCACCAUCCGUCCAUACCGACCAUCUGACCACCCACACAUCCGCGCGCUGCUGUUCGAGGGAUUCGUGACCAGCAAGGACAGCUUCACAUACGUCGCGCGCCGCCGAUUCCUUCUUAAAGCCCCGUGUCUCCUCGGCUAUCUCCUCAGCGCUAGCGGACUAGGACUCGGGCUGGUUCUGACCCUACGGACGCCCCUCCUUCCUCUUCCGCCCUUCCUCCUCCGCGUUCCUCCACGCGCAGCCAUUGGUGCGGGUGCGCUCCUGUUUGGGUUGGGCGCGGCUAUGGUUGGCGCGAUAUGGACCGGCAUCCCGCGCGCAAUCCGGCAUUUCUGUGAGAAGGCGCUGCGCUCCGACCUCGCGCCUGGGAGGGACGGGAUCGAGGGCGUAUAUGCAGCACCUGGAGUAUUCCUCGUCGCUACCAUGCCGGUCGACGGGAGUAAGGAAGGGCCGGAGGAGGAGAAGCCGGAGGAGGAGGAGAUUGUUGGGUACAUCGGCCUUGCGUGCUACACAUCCAGCGAAAAAUCGGCGUCGCCCCUGGUCACCGCUGAAAUCAGGCGCAUGGUCGUCUCUGCCCGCCUCCGGCGCCGUGGCAUCAGCACUCAGCUCAUGCAGCGCGUCAUCGCCCACUGCGAGACCCUAUCUCCCAUCCGAGUGAGCCUCAGCACGACGGAGUUCCAGCCCAUGGCGAAGCGGUUGUACGAGAAACUUGGCUGGGAGGUCGUCAGCGAACGGACGCUGAAGGACGGCAUUUUCAGCGCCCGGAUGUGGACGCUGAGUCGAGAGCUUUGAGCUUGAAAUGCAUUUAAAGGGAAAUUGAAUUUACGACAGCUAGACGAUAUACUGACUCGUUAGAGGAACACAAAGAAGCACAUACUGACUAUGUACAUAGACCUAUCACUGCACUGCACGAAUCUGAACAUGAAAUGAUACUUCCACGGCAUGCUAGACUCUAUAGGUACCCCAUGAGAAUCG